AUGCCAAUCGCCCCUACGUCCCCUCCAAUUUCUCCUGUCACACCAUCACCACCACGCCCUGACCCGCUGGUACCUGCGCUCUACCCCCCGCCGUACGACUUUCCUUUCGAGCACUUCCGUGGGACGGGCGAUUCCUUCGCACCAUCUCGCCAAAACCUUCACGUCGAACGCCCACGACACAUUCCUCCAGUUUCCUAUAAAGGCAGUGCUUUUUUGGAAACGAUGGAGGAUGUGAAGAGGCCAGACGAAGGUGUCUCGGUGGUCGCGGAAGACGCUGAACCUCUACAUGAGGAAGUUGAGGAAGCUCAACUAUGUCCCAGCACCCCUUCACCCCCGCCUAAGGAAAGCGGAUUGUCCUCACUCCCAGAAAUGGCAAGUACUCAAAUUCCUCCACAGACCCCUCUCCAAACCCCACGUCUUCCCGAACCUCCAAGCCCUAGGACUAUACGGGUGAACGCCCUGAAUCGUGUUGCUCAAGAGGAGCACAAGAUUCAGGAGCAGAUGGUCACCUUUCUUCACACGAUUCCCACUGGCUCGGGAUACGAGCUCUCGGCAUGCCUGAUACUAAACCUUCUGUGUGAAGCAAAGGAGUAUCUGGAGCCACUCUUUCCAGAUGGACUGAGUGGUAUUCCCACAGGCUAUCUCGUCUGGGGACAAUCCAUCGUCGAUUUCUGGGGCGCCCUAUCGCCAUACGGCUGGGACUUCCUUCAUCACCCGGACAGCAGGAUGCCUGAGUUCAUCAGAAGGUAUCGCAAUCUUACGAUCUGGUUUGGAGUGGAAGAACUCCUCAGUGAGUUCUUGUUUGUGCCGCCGUCUAUCCCGGAGCCUGAACCCGUCCCUGCUCCAGUACCUGUGCCCGAGCCCGUCUCGGAGCCUGUUUUGACUAUUGCUGAGGCUAAGCCUCAACUCCAAGAGCAAACGGCAGUGGCUCAAGUCUCUUCCUUUGCGGCACCACCACCACCACAGCCAGAGCAUUCUGCUCCACAGUCGGAUCCUGCCCCUAAGACUCUCACGUACACAAUGUCGUCGAUCCCUGCAAACUUCUCUUAUCGGAAACCCAGCCAAAAGUCCGAUCCUCCUCCUCCUCCUCCUCCUUCUCCUCCACCACCACCUCAACAGAAGCAACCCGCUCCAUUCAGUUUUCAAUAUAUCAUACUCUCAACUCCUGUGAACACCUCCUCUCGAAGGAGCAACAGGACAUCCAAAUCCCUACUAACAAGAUCAUCACGACCCGCACCACCACCACCACCUCAGAAGCAACCUGCCGAACCUCCCAAACCCACCCCAGUCGACCCCAACGCCAUCGACUUCACCGACCCAAAGUGGUCCACCAAACCCACUCCCGAACUCCUCACCCUAACCUGGCGCUCCUUCUCCUUCCCCACCCCCCACGCCGCAGCCCUAAAAAUCUGGGGCCACUCCACCAUGGGCCGCCUCUCCCUCCCCUCUCCCCACACCGACCUUCUCUCCUCACCGUACAUAAAAUCGCACCUCGAAGCCGCCGCCCUCGACUUCAAGCGCGCGGCCGCCAUCCUGCGCCUCCAAACGCUCGACUGCGAGAAGCCCUGCGAGGACGACUUGGGCAUGUCGCCGUUGUUCGGCGAAGUCAUGCAGUUGAUUGUGCAAGCGGCAGAGUUCACGGAACGCUGCGAUGAGUUGGCCGAGUGGUAUGCGGAAGAUAGGUGGUAUCAUGCGUGUGUUUUUUUUCGCGAUGCGUGCUCUUUACUGCUUAUUAUUGCUCUUCUUGUUUUGUUACGCUGCUUAGACGAUACCCCCCAAUGA
Messenger RNA from Bipolaris oryzae ATCC 44560, 1782 nucleotides. RefSeq lists its product as uncharacterized. The record is from RefSeq and is a predicted model, not a curated record. The transcript is spliced from 2 exons. Bases 1 to 1782 code for a protein of 593 amino acids. NCBI's taxonomy places the organism in Eukaryota, Fungi, Ascomycota, Dothideomycetes, Pleosporales, Pleosporaceae.